CACGCCCACCCGCCAACAUCAAGCCAAAGUAAACGGGAGCCCACAACUCUCACAUUCCACACCCCACGCUACCAUUUUUACAGAGCUCACCCUGACUACAUUGCCAGUUGCAUUCACUGUUCCGCUUCCAACUCGACAAAUUACUUGCCUGCCGUCUGGCCUCUCACCUACACUCGCCCGCCCACCAUGGCGCCCCAUCCCGAAAUGUCGCCCAACGAGCGCAGCCUUUCGCCCAUGGCCGUCCGCGACAUGCAUCUCGCCAAAUCCCUCAUCAAGCGCGCUGACGAAAUGUACAAGAACCUCGCGUCUGCCGGCGCCCGCCCAGCAACCAGUCUCAAAGGCCCCGGCUUCCAGGUCCUCUUCGCCCUCAUCGCCGUCGGUAUGACGCUCAUGGCCCUCUGGUUCUUCUUCUGGGCCAAGAACGGCGGCUUCAAGUGGCGCGGCAAAGAUGACUGGGAGGACUACAAGUCGACGGUGAUGCGGAGGAAGGGCCCGGAUGGAAAGACUCUCUCCAACGCUACGAAGAGCACCAGGCUAGGCGGUGGCAGUGUCGUGCAUGGAGGCAGUUAUGGUGCUGAGAGCAGUGUCGGCUACACCGACGAGACGGGCACCAGUGCAGACAUCAACGAGUACCGUGACGCCGAGGAAGGCAAUGGAGGCAUCCGUGGCGGUGACGGGAAGAAGCACAAGAAGAAUCGCCGCGACCACACCAACGACUACAAGGACCCUGAGCUACGCAACUACCGCCACGAGAAAGCAGCCCGUGUCGGCGGCCUCAAUCGCGCCGCCGAUGGCGAGUACACAGACUACUCUGGCUCACAACCCGCCUCGGAGCUCGGCUCCAACGUCUCCAGCAGGCCACUCGUCCAGAAGGAACCCAAAGACCCUAAGAAGGAAGCCAAGGAGAAGGAACGUCGUGCAAGGGAGCGUAUGCGCAAAGCAAAGGCUGCCGAAAAGGACGCCGCUAAGAACGCCGCCGCUGAGGCCAAAGCACGCAAAGAUGCCGAGAAGGCUGAAGCAAAGAAGGCCAAGGAGGAACAGAAGAAGACUAAGAGGACUCGCUCUGAAGCACCUGAAAUGGCCGAAGUCUCCCGCCCGCUCACCGAAUACACUGCAAGCGAAUACACUGCCCCUUCAGAAGCCCCCCGCCCAGCUGUUGCUGGUCCCGCGGGUCCUCGUCGCGCCCCUCCGUCCGCAGCAUACUCGUUCACAAACGGCGACGACACCAGUACCGUCUACACAGGCACCAACACCGUUUCUUCAGAGCAUAACGAAUCGUCCUACUACUCUGACUACCGCCCUAACGCUGAUCCUACCGCCUACAAGUCCCAAGCCAACGACAAGACACGUUCUCGAUCUUCCCGCCCCUCACAAGACCGUCAAUCCCGCCAGUCCCAGCCUCGUACUCGCCCCUCUGGCUCCCGUCCCGCAUCUCAGUCUCCCCGCAAGCAGCAACGUUCCUCGCGCGCUCCUCCGUCUGAUAUCUUCACCGCGGCAAACGGCGACAGCCGCGGCCACAUGUCGUACCCCUGCCACAUUCCCGGCUUGAGCCAGGCCAGCAGCGUUGGAGUAAACGAUAGCGUGAGUCAAGCCGGCGCUCCUACCAAUGCGAAGCGUGGACGGGACGUCAUGGACGGAUAUAGGCGUGGUGGUGUGAGGACUGUAGGAAGGAGGGACAGCCUGAGCGACAGCGACCGUGACUAAAUUGGUGCGUGCGCAUGACUUUGCAUACUUCUGGCGUUUUUCGUUUAGGCAUGGCGCUUUUGAAUCAUAUUGGGAUAGCGACUCGAGGAUGUACAGUGUACAUACAGUGCGUGCGGAGGAUACCAUACAAACAACAGGAUGAACCGGAUGACUAGGAUGAAUGAGUCACAGACCUUAUGUAGCAAUACCAAUCAAUCAAUGAUCUCACGAA
Cucurbitaria berberidis CBS 394.84 is the source of this 1915-nucleotide messenger RNA. RefSeq lists its product as uncharacterized. The coding region runs from base 187 to 1704 and encodes 505 amino acids. The transcript has a single exon. The record is from RefSeq and is a predicted model, not a curated record. NCBI's taxonomy places the organism in Eukaryota, Fungi, Ascomycota, Dothideomycetes, Pleosporales, Cucurbitariaceae.